Molecule: messenger RNA, 375 nt
Organism: Staurois parvus
Lineage: Eukaryota; Metazoa; Chordata; Amphibia; Anura; Ranidae
Source: the annotation of a GenBank genome assembly
UCCCCUUCAGUCUUGCACAGGUGUACCGGCUCCUCCCCUCCAGUCUUGCACAGGUGUACCUGCUCCUCCCCUUCAGUCUUGCACAGGUGUACCGGCUCCUCCCCUUUAGUCUUGCACAGGUGUAACGGCUCCUCCCCUCCAGUCUUGCACAGGUGUAACGGCUCCUCCCUUCCAGUCUUGCACAGGUGUAACGGCUCCUCCCCUCCAGUCUUGCACAGGUGUAACGGCUCCUCCCCUCCAGUCUUGCACAGGUGUACCGACUCCUCCCCUUCAGUCUUGCACAGGUGUAACGGCUCCUCCCCUCCAGUCUUGCACAGGUGUACCGGCUCCUCCCCGUCAGUCUUGCACAGGUGUACCGGCUCCUCCCCUUCAGUC